This is a messenger RNA of Dentiscutata heterogama, 1069 nucleotides long. The record is from the annotation of a GenBank genome assembly. Lineage: Eukaryota; Fungi; Glomeromycota; Glomeromycetes; Diversisporales; Gigasporaceae.
GCAUUCGGCGUCCUUUUGGCUUUCUUCCCUCUUUGUAUGUGUCUUUGAAGCGAUAAACAAUCAGCCAACUAUGGGGACCGUUAACGGUGGAACCAUUAUCAGCUUCACCCCCAACCCUCCUUCUUUACACGCCGUAACCAGCCGAAUGCCUUCGCAUCAUCCUACGGGUUGUGCAAACUUUACCUUUCAAAUUCCUUCAAGUAGGAAUACUAACUCUGCUGAAAGACGAGCCAACCACAACGCUGUCGAACGGGCACGACGGGAAUGUUUAAAUACCAAAUUUCAAGAGCUUGCCCAUGCAUUACCUUCCUUAGCGCAAGUUCGUAGGCCUUCAAAGUCAAUAAUUGUGCAGAAGUCAUUAGAUUUUAUUUACACAUCUCGUCAAAAAGAUGAUCUGCACGAUAAAGAGAUGCGAAGCAUUCGAAGUGAAAACGAAUCACUGCGUGAGGAGGUUAACAGACUAAGAGAACAAUUAGGCCUAGAACCUCUACCACCUCGCGAGGAAUCUAAGCCAAUACCUCAACAAGUUGAUGAAAUUAAAGAGGACGCCAACACCAGCACAAUAUCGAAUUCACCAGAAAUAAAAAUUGAAGCUGAUAAUAAUCCUACCACCACCAAUGCGCAGGAGUCGGCAAGUUCCUCCGCUACUCAUAUUAAAUCAGAAGAUUCACGCUCUGACGAUGAUAGUAACGGGAACACCGAUGAUGAUUACGAUUUGGACCAUUCAGAUCUGAUAGAUGCUAAGGUUAAUACAGAGAACAAUCAAUUAAUUGAAAACCAACCAUGUUUAUAUGACCCUUUAAUGUAUCCGCAACUGCUAGAUCCAAAUUUGAACCAUCAUGCUGAUUAUUCAACAUCAGAAUUUGGGUUCCAUAUGGAUAUGACAUCAAUAGAUAGCAUUUAUUUUGAUCAUGAUCAAUUAGUAACAAAUGAUAUUGAGUCAUUUUGUCAUCCAUUUCAACAAAAAUUUUAUCCAUCUCCACCAGCGACGACAAUGCUAGAUCUUACUGGACAGAUACCGGGCUUUCCCAUGAAUACUGAAAGUUCACAUGUAGAUUUUCAUUCAUAA